This is a messenger RNA of Alternaria alternata, 1226 nucleotides long. RefSeq lists its product as hypothetical. The coding region runs from base 433 to 978 and encodes 181 amino acids. The transcript is spliced from 2 exons. NCBI's taxonomy places the organism in Eukaryota, Fungi, Ascomycota, Dothideomycetes, Pleosporales, Pleosporaceae. The record is from RefSeq and is a predicted model, not a curated record.
UAGGAUGGCUGUGGAAGGAUCUCAAGAGCCACGUGGACUUCAAGAUACAGUGAUUUUCAUCUAGCUUUGUGAGAAGACAAGUGGGAGUCGGUCAUAAUGGGCUUCUAGCAUAAGAGGUAAGUACAUACUGUAUGUCCGUAGGCGACGCCAGAGUAUACUCACGAUUUGUGGAACCGCUCAUACACCGCCUCGCACAUACCCUGUGAUGUGAAGUUAGAAGAUCUAGAACGUGGUGAUCUUCUCUCACCUAACCUUUCUUAUUUGCUAUCUCACCUUUACGGUCAAAAGCGCUGGUCACCGUUUAUGUUCAUGUCAAAAUCAAUCCACUGGCUGCAUCUUUAAACACUACCAUUAUCGUCGCUGCAAGACGCUUACUACAGCUAUACCUACGACUACUCUCCAUAUAUCUCGAGACUACAACCUGAAGUCGGAAUGGCGGAACACCCCAGGCGUAUCUCCGAGAUUACUCCACGCAACUCAGAUAUAUCACCGCUUCUACAUCUCCCUGGAGAAAUCAGGAAUGAGAUCUAUCAAUACGUUCUUAACGAAGGCGUCUACGACUUCAUGGAUGGUAUUGUUUCGCCCACUUACGAAUGUGACGAGCGAUUUGCUCUCCUCCGAGUCUGCCGCGAGAUUUACAACGAAACAAGGCUACUUCCAUUCUCUCUUAACACAUUCCACUUCGGCAGUUUCAAAGUCUUCCACAAGUUCAUCAUUAAAUUUACUACGACAAAGCAACGUCAAGCCAUUCGUGCACUAGACCUAGAAAUCUGGACUCAAUGCUGCAUCGACCACAUUGAAGACUUUGAAAUCCGUCAGAUGUACUCGUUAUCCGACGUACUUCCGGGACUGCAAUCUGUCGAUGUACUUAGAUACAGUGUGAACUGUUACCCUAAGGCCACGCGUGGUGAACGACAGAAAAUUGACCAGUGGCUGCGAUGCGGUCUGGACGAGCGCGUGGACAUGAAUAUCUCAUAGGAAGAUAGAUGAUCGGGCCUUGUGUGGGAGGUUCAUGACUGGUUGUGAGCAAAGUCGGACCAACGAGGAGUUAAAUGGAUGUGCUUGUUCAUGGUUGCGCCAUCGUGGGUUCUGCUACUCAACGGGGAGAAAAGACGGUCUAUGUACAGUAGGUAUCUAUUUCUCAUUAUCUGUGUUCCAGCCGAGACUUUUCACAUAUCAAGAGUCAUCUCUGCAUCAUAAUGCAAAAGUUUUGUAUAGACAUCGCC